AGUUUGAUCAAAGAGCUGCGGCAGCUCCACGAGGACAUCGACCGCCUCUUCAACGUGCUGGACCUCGCUGCGAUGGACUCGAUGAUGGACUGGAAGCAGCAGUGGGAGGCGGACCAACGCGCGCAGCAGGAGACGCUGGCGCUGCUGGUCCAGAAUGACAACGCGAUUCUGCAGGAACUGGCAGACGCUCGCACGCAACGCGAAGCCAUGAUGACGGCCCAGUUCGAGAUGAAGCAGCACUCGGACAAGCAGAACGAGAUGAUACUCCAGCUCUUGACGGCGUUCACGCAGACGGUGAAGCGGACGACCGACGGGGGAUCGGAGAAGCUGCCGCCCUGGUUCCUGCCGCGUCACGAGGUCCGAUUCGACCCGACGCCGUUCGCGCGCGGUUCGUAUGCUACUUUGCAUCGCGGUGUGCUGGGGUUUGACCAGAAGGUGGUCGUGAAGUGCUUCCUCGUGGAUGGAAUGGCGGCGGGUGAAGAGGCCAAGAAGCAGAUUGAGGCGGAGAUAGCGCUGUGGCACCGCUUCAACAACCAGAACGUCAUUCGAAUGUUUGGCGCCUCGCACGUGAGCUCGCCCCCGUUCAUUGCGUGUGAGGACGCGACCAACGGAGAUCUGCGCUCGUUCCUGACGAUUGGGGACAACAAGCAGCACAUGUGGCGACUGCUGUACCAGGCGGCGCUGGGGCUGGAGUACCUUCACAAACUGAAGGUGGUGCACGGAGACCUCAAGCUCAACAACAUUCUCGUUGGUGCUGAUGGCCAGGCAAAGCUGGCAGACUUCGGCCUCAGUGCUGAAAGCGCAUCGUCUGAUAGCACUGUGGUCGACGGCUUGUUACAGGCGAAACCAGACCAUUUCAAGGACAUGGCAGCAUGCGUCGUGCAGAACCUCACCCGCAACAUAGCUGCCCACAUUGAAAUCGAACGCCAAGGAGGGAUUGCACAACUCGUAGCGCUCACUCAAAAGGGAACUGGCACACAAAAGCAAUUUGCUGCUGCCGCAUUAUCAAAUUUUACGACGAAUCCCGGAUACCUUGCAACAAUAGCCCGAGAUGGAGGCAUCAUCUCACUCAUUGGACUGCUGAGAAGUGGAACCGAUGGGCAAAAACAUUUUGCAGUGAAUAUUACCACGAACGACGAAAAUCGAGUUCAGGUAGUGAGCGAAGGAGGCAUCGCGCUAUUGCUUGAGCUUCUGAGCACUGACUCCGACGAGGUCAAGGAUAAUGCGGCUGGGGCUCUCGCAAAUCUGUCAAUAAACGAAGCGAUCUGUAGUGAGAUCGCUCGUGCCGGAGGCAUUAUACCACUCGCUGCAUUGCUUCGCAAUGGAACAGAUUGUCAACAAAUGCACGCUGCACGUGCAAUAGGCUUCCUUGGCCGGCUGGACGAGAACAGUAAGGUGAUUCUACGCAUUGGAGGGAUUGAGUCUCUAGUUUGGCUACUGCAAAAUGACACGGACGGGCAAAAGACUGCAGCAACGGGUGCGUUAAUGUUCCUUGCUUCGAGUGGAGAUGUGGUUCGAGUUGAGAUCGAUCGCCAGGGAGGAGCUGCUGCUCUUGUCAAGCUGCUACGAGACGGACUUGAUGAGCAAAUAAUGCUCGCUGCCGGAGCCAUUGGAGCUCUUGCUGCCAGCGAAUCAGUUCCGUUUGCAGUUGCACGGGAGGGAGGUGUUGCGGUACUUCUUGACCUUGUGCGGGCCGGAACCGAUGGUCCUAAAGCUGGGGCUUUGGAUGCGCUCGGUCAGCUUGCCUGCAACAGUAUCGUUGCUAUCGAGAUUGUGCAGAAGGGCGGCGUUCCAAUCCUUGUAGGCAUCCUCGAAACUGGGGACGACGAACAAAGGAACUAUGCUGCGUUUACUGUUGCGAAUCUUGCCGUCACGGAAGCUAUUUGCGAUGAAAUCGUACGCGAACGUGUGAUUGUGUCCCUCGUCAAGCUCGUGCGAAGUGGGACUGAAGUGCACAAACAAAUUGCUGCGGCGGCUAUCAGAAACCUCGCCAACAAAGAUUCAAUCCGGGCUGAGAUUGUCCGACAAGGUGCAGUCGGACCGCUUGUCGCGCUUCUUACGUCCGGAACGGAUCUCCAGAAGGAAUGCACUUUGCAAGCGCUUCAGAACUUGAGUGACAGUCGUAUAGUUUGCGUUGACAUUCUACAAGGCGGGGUGGUGACACCGCUUGUUGCGAUAUUGCGUUCUGGAAGUACGGAACUACACUGUCCUGCUAUUGGUAUUCUGUUGAACCUUGCUAGCUCCGACGAGGGAAGAACGGCGAUUUCUCACGAGGGAGGCAUCCCACCACUAAUUGAGAUUCUUCGGUUCGGUUCUGAUGAGCUUAAGCAGAACGCUGCGAAGGCGCUGGUGAUGCUUUCCAGCAACGAUGGUAUUGGUGGCGACGUUGUGCGUGAAGGAGGCGCCGAUCCUUUGUUGACGCUUCUGCGCAUUGGGUCGGAGGCUCAAAAGUACCAAACAUUGUCGGCGCUGAUGAAUUUAAGGGCUGGCACCGAUAUGAUUCGAGCCUCAAUCGUCCAAACUAACUGUGUCACUACUUUAGUAGCACUUUUGCGAAUGGGAUCAAGCAAUCAAAAGCGCUGUGCAGCAAGAGUUAUGGCAAAGCUGUCCUUCAGCGAGGAUAUUGGUGCUGCGCUUGGCCAGGAAGGAGGAAUUGAGCUGCUUGUGAACCUGAUGAGGACUGGAACCAUUGGAGAUAAGAUGCUUGCUGGUAUAGUCCUGGGAAAUGUUGCGCUGAGCGAUGACGCAAAUCGCGCUACUAUCGUUCGUGAGGGGGGCGUUGAAUUGUUUGAGACGAUUCGACGGGACGGAACCGAGCUACAGCAGCAGGUCGCAGCGCGUGCUUCGCGCCAGUUGAAUGCUGACUGCUGCGCUCUCAUGUGA
Messenger RNA from Phytophthora sojae, 2883 nucleotides. RefSeq lists its product as hypothetical. The annotation marks the transcript as partial. Gene Ontology annotation, molecular function: protein binding; protein kinase activity; ATP binding. The transcript has 4 exons. Gene Ontology annotation, biological process: protein phosphorylation. The record is from RefSeq and is a predicted model, not a curated record. NCBI's taxonomy places the organism in Eukaryota, Oomycota, Peronosporomycetes, Peronosporales, Peronosporaceae.